AGCGACUAACUGACUCACCAUAACAACAACAACAACACCAGCGCAAGACUGAGACAUGCAGUCAUCGGGAGAACAAACCCUUCAUACAAACUGCACCUACUAUCAAGAAGAAGAAGACUGAGACUCCUGGCUCAUCCUUGGCACCUGCUCCUCCUGGCAACCAUCGGCCUGCGUUACGCGAUUAUUGCAUUGCCCUCUGCCAUUCCUCUUCAACAAGCUGCUAUAUACGAUACCUAUCUCCCUUAUCACCGGGUCGCAGGAAACGUUAUAGUUUUAUUUUUUUGCGGCUGGCUCCUCGUCAUUAGUUUGUCCGGGAGGUGUUGGUAGUUGGAGGGUUUUGAUGGCCUUCUGUUAAGGCCCUGUGCUAUAGCUGUCCUUAACCCAAUAAUAACAACAACACAGCGAGCCAUCAUGUUGCAGAGCAGAGGCCUGACUAGGUUACACAGGUUGACAUUGCAAGGACUCCAAACUUGUAAUUUAAGUUCCACAUACUGCAGUGUUGCAGAUGAUGGGCAUUAUGCAUCACGUACUUUCACUACACAACAUGAAGAAAAACAAAUGAAGACCUCAUCUGGAGCCAAUGGUGACUAUAGCAGUCGUGUAAAUAAACUAGAAAAUUCAUCAACUGCAGUAAGAAAGAUACGCGUUAAACUUCUGUCUGAUCCCACUUUGGAUUCCAAGAAAAGUUCCUCUGAUGGGCAUCAUACUAUCGAAGAGGAACAAUCAUCACCCUCCACAGUAUUAUACAAAAAUCAUAUCCCAACAAACAUCUUUCAAAAGGCUGUCUUGUCUGUAGGAGCAGCUGGUGCAGCUCUCCUGGACCCCUGGCGUCAUGACAUGGUAGCAGUCCUUGGAGAGACAACAGGUUACAGAGCUCUCUCUGCACUCUAUACAGAGAUGGCUCAUGAUGAUGAGGGACAGCAGAUACUAAUAGAUAAACCAAGGAUCAGUAGUACUACAGUUGAUCUUAAAUACUUAUCACAGCUGCCUGAAGAAACUUUAGGUCACUUCUAUAUAAAAUUUCUAAAUGUUAAUAAUGUGACUCCAGAUUCUAGAAUGCCUGUUCAAUUUGUGGAUAAUCCUGAAUUGGCAUAUGUAAUGCAGCGUUAUCGUGAGGCUCACGACCUCUUUCACACUGUUUUGGGAAUGCCUACAAAUAUGCUAGGGGAAGUAGCUGUCAAAUGGGUUGAGGCACUCCAAACAGAAUUACCAAUGUGUUAUGGAGCUGCACUUUUUGGUCCAUUGCGGUUUAAGCCAAAACAGCGGCAAAAGUAUUUACAAACCUACCUACCUUGGGCCUUGCGGGUUGGUGCAUCCUCAAAACUAUUAAUGAAUAUAUAUUUUGAAAAGAGAUGGGAGCAGUCCAUGUCUGAGCUUAGAGAUGAAUUGAAUAUAGAGGCAUUUAAAUUUUAGUGUCACUCUUAACUGGAGAAUCUGAAAGGUUUUGUUAUGUAUUGAAUUGUUUUCAUGUACAGUAUUGAAUCUACAGAAAUAUAUAGAAUUUAAUUUAA
Messenger RNA from Procambarus clarkii (red swamp crayfish), 1511 nucleotides. It is a transcript of the gene Coq4, whose product is annotated as Coenzyme Q4. Gene Ontology annotation, biological process: ubiquinone biosynthetic process. Lineage: Eukaryota; Metazoa; Arthropoda; Malacostraca; Decapoda; Cambaridae. The record is from RefSeq and is a predicted model, not a curated record. Gene Ontology annotation, cellular component: mitochondrial inner membrane; mitochondrion.